Fundulus heteroclitus (mummichog) is the source of this 1608-nucleotide messenger RNA. It is a transcript of the gene ak8, whose product is annotated as adenylate kinase 8. Gene Ontology annotation, cellular component: cytoplasm. Bases 153 to 1526 code for a protein of 457 amino acids. The transcript has 15 exons. Gene Ontology annotation, biological process: nucleoside triphosphate biosynthetic process. Gene Ontology annotation, molecular function: nucleoside diphosphate kinase activity; ATP binding; AMP kinase activity. The record is from RefSeq and is a predicted model, not a curated record. Lineage: Eukaryota; Metazoa; Chordata; Actinopteri; Cyprinodontiformes; Fundulidae.
ACGUCACUUCCUAGCAACAAGCCAACGCGUCCUAGCAACCUUCGGUUCUGCCCACAGAUGGAAAGUUGGCUGGUUCUGCUUGCAGCUCGUCCAGAACCCGCAGAAUCACCAGAACACAGAGGUCCGAACGGGAUUAAAGUGUUCAGGUCCACAUGGAUGACACUCUCAGGCCGCUGAGGAUUCCCCCGCAGAUCAGCGUCUAUGCAGACAAGCACAACGUGUGUCACCUGGUGCAGAGCAUGGUCACGGCGCUGGUGCUGGAGCAGCCAGAAGAUCCGGUCUCCUACCUGCUGGACUUCCUGCAGAGGAGCAGCCCUCGGUGUCCCAGAGUCAUGCUGCUCGGCCCUCCUGCUGUCGGUAAACGCACUCUGGCCAACAGGCUGAGCGCCACGCUGGAAGCCGUGCACGUGUCAGCUGAGCGCGUGCUGCAGGGCCAAUCAGAGCAGGAAGGUUCUGCUGAGGUUCUGGUCCAGUUGCUCCAGCGGAGACUGAAGGAGAAGGACUGCCUCCACAGGGGUUGGGUACUGGAGGGGUUCCCUCAGACUCGUCUUCAGGUUCUGCAGCUCCAGCAGGCUGGGAUCAUUCCAGAACACGUCGUGAUGCUGGAGGCUCCGGAGGAGGUUCUGCUGGAGAGGAGCCGAGGGAAGCUGAUCGACCCCAUCACCAGCGACGUCUACCAUCAGAUCUUCGUCCGGCCAGACGACGACACCGUCGCUCUCCGCCUGGAGAGGGGGCGGGGCCUGUCUGACCAGCAGCUAUUGGCUGAGCUGCAGCACUACCGCUGUGAGGUCACCGCUCUGAGAUCAGCCUAUCAGCACGUCCUGAAGGUCGUCAACGGCGACCAACCUCCUGCUGACGUCUACCUGGAAGCGCUGACAUUUGUCCGGAGCCACUGCCACUUCAGAACUCCCAGAAUCCUCCUGCUGGGCCCGCCAGGGUCCGGGAAGAGCCAGCUGGCCCGACUGGUGGCGGAGAAGUACAAAGUGGUGGACGUGAGCUGCGGCCGCCUGCUGAGGUCUGUGGCAGCGGAUGGUUCUGGUCGGGGAGCAGAGAUCCAACCGUACCUGGAUGACGGACGUCCAGUUCCAGACUCCCUGCUGCUGCCGGUUCUGGAGGACCGUCUGAGCCGAGUGGACUGCAGCUGCAGAGGCUGGAUCCUGCAUGGCUUCCCCCACGACCUGCAGCAAGCCGCGGUCCUGCAGGAGUCCCAGUACCAGCCCAACCGGGUUUUCUUCCUGGAGGCGACUGAUGAGGCGUGCCUGGAGAGAAUCUCCCUGAGAGCGACAGACCCAGUCAGUGGGCAGAGGUACCACGCUGUGACCCGACCGGCUCCAGGCCUUGAGGUCCAGAACAGACUCCAGACGGCUCCAGAAGACGGGACCGAGCCGGUGACCCAGAGGCUGAAAGUGUUCAGGAUGCGCUCUGCAGCCCUGCAGUCUGUGUAUCCAGAUGCUGUUUAUAUUGACGCUGACCAGAACCCGUACUCUAUGCUCGAGGCCCUGGAGAGCCGGCUCUACACCAGCUGAAGCCUGGACUCACCUGGACUCACCUGGACUCAGCUGGGGUCUUCUUCACUUCAUGUUUUUGAAUAAAAUCCUUUGUUGUUCA